Jaculus jaculus (lesser Egyptian jerboa) is the source of this 537-nucleotide messenger RNA. It is a transcript of the gene Rpl22l1, whose product is annotated as ribosomal protein L22 like 1. The record is from RefSeq and is a predicted model, not a curated record. Lineage: Eukaryota; Metazoa; Chordata; Mammalia; Rodentia; Dipodidae. Gene Ontology annotation, molecular function: structural constituent of ribosome; RNA binding. Gene Ontology annotation, biological process: cytoplasmic translation. Gene Ontology annotation, cellular component: ribosome. The coding region runs from base 47 to 415 and encodes 122 amino acids. The transcript is spliced from 4 exons.
CGUGCGCGCGCCGGCGCUCGCUCUCUCCGUCGGUCGGGCUGUCAAGAUGGCGCCGCAGAAAGACAAGAAGCCUAAGAGGUCAACCUGGAAGUUUAAUUUGGACCUUACUCAUCCAGUGGAAGAUGGGAUUUUUGAUUCCGUAAAUUUUGAGCAGUUUCUACGGGAGAAGGUUAAAGUCAAUGGAAAAACUGGAAAUCUCGGGAAUGUUGUUCACAUUGAACGUUUCAAGAAUAAAAUCACAGUUGUUUCUGAGAAACAGUUUUCUAAAAGGUACUUGAAAUACCUUACCAAGAAAUACCUGAAGAAGAAUAAUCUUCGAGACUGGCUUCGUGUGGUUGCAUCUGACAAGGAAACGUACGAACUUCGUUACUUCCAAAUUAGUCAGGAUGAAGAUGGCUCUGAGUCUGAGGACUAGUUGGCCUUCCCUGCAGGGCUUUGUUUGCUUUUAAUCAAACGAAGUAGUAAGGUUUUACUAAAAGUGAAACUUCCAGUUUGUCAGUGAAUAAAAAUCAUUAAACUUACUACUUAAGAGAUGUG